Molecule: messenger RNA, 1261 nt
Organism: Onychostruthus taczanowskii (white-rumped snowfinch)
Lineage: Eukaryota; Metazoa; Chordata; Aves; Passeriformes; Passeridae
Gene: NME3
Product: NME/NM23 nucleoside diphosphate kinase 3
Exons: 5
Coding region: 63-572 (169 amino acids)
Biological process (GO): CTP biosynthetic process; UTP biosynthetic process; GTP biosynthetic process
Molecular function (GO): nucleoside diphosphate kinase activity
Source: RefSeq, a predicted model, not a curated record
UGGUUCCGCGGGGGGCGGUGACAGCGCGGGGGGAGCACGGCCCCUUUAAGAGCGGCGCCGCCAUGAUCUGCCUGGUGCUGGGGAUCUUCGCCGGCCUCUUCCACAGCGCCUUCGGCGGGGUCAAUGAACGAACCUUCGUGGCCAUCAAACCGGACGGGGUCCAGCGGCGCCUGGUCGGGGAGAUCAUCCGGCGCUUCGAGAGGAAGGGGCUGCAGCUGGUGGGGAUGAAGCUGCUGCAGGCCUCGGAGGAGCUGCUGAAGGAACACUACAUCGCCCUGCGGGACCGUCCCUUCUACGGCCGCCUGGUGAAGUACAUGAGCUCCGGGCCCAUCGUGGCCAUGGUCUGGCAGGGCCUGGAUGUGGUGAAGACAGUUCGCACCAUGAUUGGGGAGACCAAUCCUGCUGAAUCCAGGCCUGGCACCAUCCGAGGAGACUUCUGUGUUGAAGUCAGCAAGAACGUGAUCCACGGCAGUGACUCGGUGGAGAGCGCCCAGCAGGAGAUCUCGCUCUGGUUCCGCCCCGAGGAGCUGCCGUGCUGGGAGGACACGGCUGCACACUGGAUCUACGAGUGAGCAGCAAGCCCAGGGGAAGCUCAUCUUCCUGCUGGGACACAGCACACUUCCAUCCAUUUCAUGGCAGCUGCUGGGGCUGCCUGCAGAUCCUCUGUGGGAUUCCUCUUCUGCCUGUGGGAUCCUGGGAGCUGGGCUGUGUGUGGAACUCUGGUUCAGCUCCUGCCAAGGGGAGCUCUUUGUUUUUUUCUCUCUCUGCUCUAGUAAGUAGUUGGUAUUGUUGCUCUGUUUGCUGCAGCAUCUUAAAUCUCAAGUAGCUCAAGCUGAUUAAUUGAAGCAAAACUUGGGCUCUUGGCCCAUUCCUGGGUGUUCUCAUCCCUGCCUGGAGCAGGAGAAUGCGUUGUUCUUGCUGCUGGGAGAGGUGCUGGUCACAAGGUGAUGGGCUUGACAAUUUACCUGCAUUUCUAGAAGGCUUUUCACCAAAGGCUCUUAAAGAUUUGGGCUGCUGUAGGAUAAGGGAGCAAAUUCUAAUUUUGGAGUUCAUUCCAAGACAAGGAAUGAAGGAUGGGACAAUUCUGUCUCCCUUAGUGGGAGCCCUGGGUGCUGGGGCUGGCAAAAGCUCACCCAGUUUCAGACUGGGUGAUGAGUGAGUUUGUGGAAGGAAGAGUCUCCAAAUGCUGCUAGAUGCACAAUUCCUCAGGCUCUGCCUCCUGGGCUGUGGCUGCUGGGGGUGGCAGGCAGCUCCUUCAGGC